CGGCGCCGGAGUUCGUGUCCCCCGGGGGUUGCUUUUACGCCUCAGAUACACAACAGAAAAAAGAAAAUUACAUGGAAAAGAAACGAAGUGGGUUUUCUUGAUUUUUCAUACCAUAAACUCGAACUUUUGCGAGCAACUGCUAUUCUAUCAACACAUUCAAAACAGAUUAAAAUUAAAUCAACCCGCAUUUAUGUACCUGUGAAUCUGUUAUCGAUUUUUAGACGGCGGAGUUCAGGGCCUUCGUCUUGGGUUGGGCUGGACCUGAAUGGGCCCUGUAGCCCAAUUACAUUUGGGUUUUCGUUUCAGUUGAGGACCGAAGAUAGCGAAAACUCGACCACCUUGUUUCUGUGCGGAAUUCGGAGGACGACGGCACGAUGGCCAGUUUCACCGGUUUAUCGUCUCCCCCGUUCCUGUGUCGCUGCUUUCCGCCUGUAUCUCCUCUUCGCUCCAUUUCUUCUACAGUCCAAUUCAAGAAGGGAGCUUCGAAUCGGAGAUUGUUUGUGGUUCCCGUUAAAUGCUCGUCAACAGAGCCGAGUCAGGAUGCUGACUCUGAAGCUAAAUCCACUACUGUUUCUUCAAGUUCUUUUUCUUCAAGCAAUUCCACGUACAAAUGGUGUGCAGGGAUCGGAGCUGUUGGGUUCCUUGAAACUGCCUACUUAACUUACGUCAAGCUCAGUAAUUCCGAUGCGUUUUGUCCUGUUGGCGGUGGUAAUUGCGGCGAUGUCCUCAACAGUGAUUAUGCAGUUAUUUUUGGUGUUCCUCUUCCUCUGAUUGGAUUGAUUUCAUAUGGAUUUGUUACGACUCUUAGCCUGCAGUUGAAUGCAAAGACCUUACCUUUUGGGAUUGAUGAAAUGUAUGGUCGUCUGGCAUUACUGGGGAGCACUACCUCUAUGGCUGCUGCUAGUGCAUAUUUUUUGUACAUACUAAGUACAAAGCUUGCUGGAGCAUCAUGUUCUUACUGUCUAAUGUCAGCUCUGUUGUCAUUCAGUUUAUUUCUCAUCAGUGUAAAGGAUGCUGGGUUGCGGGAGAUACAAAGAGUGGUGGGUUUACAGCUAUGCAUAGCCACCUUGGUGAUUCUUACACUAAACUCCGCAUAUAGUACUUCUCCAAUUGUCCCCACUAGCCUGGCUGAAGUUGAACUUCCCUUUUUCACUACUGAGAUAACAACAACAUCAAGCCCCUUUGCUCUAUCUCUUGCAAGGCAUCUGCACUCUACUGGAGCUAAGAUGUAUGGGGCUUUCUGGUGUUCUCACUGUUUAGAACAAAAACAGAUAUUUGGAAGCGAGGCAUCAAAGCUGUUGGACUACGUGGAGUGCUUCCCUAAUGGAUAUAAGAAAGGAACUAAAAUGGCCAAGGCAUGUGCAGAUGCUGGAAUAGAAGGUUUCCCUACGUGGGUGAUUCAUGGCCAGGUUUUGAGUGGAGAGCAAGAAUUAGCAGAGUUAGCAGAGGUAUCCGCGUUUGAUUUCAACGAAUAGGGUUCAUUGAUCCAUUAUUUUGCCCCCGUCAUACUUGUACAGCUUAUAGAUAAUCCUCAUUCCUCAGCUUAUAGAAAGGUGUUAUUUGGAAUGAAGGAAAUGUAAAUUUUUUUUUUUUAAUUUCAGACGCGUGUAGAAUUUGCAUGGAAACUAUGAAUAUCCUAUUUGUUUUCUAUAUUUUUCAUGGUGCUGAUAAAAUAUUGAUAUUUUC
Messenger RNA from Rubroshorea leprosula, 1686 nucleotides. The record is from the annotation of a GenBank genome assembly. Lineage: Eukaryota; Viridiplantae; Streptophyta; Magnoliopsida; Malvales; Dipterocarpaceae.